GGAAAGCAAGAAGAUGCCCUAGAAACCCUAGAGCGAGAGAGAGAGAGAGAGAGAGAGAGAACCAUGAGACGAACCCUGCUGAGAAAUGCUUCACUCUACACUCGCAACCUUCUCCACUCUUCUUCUACCACCGCCUCCUCCACUGCCACUCCCACCGCACUCGCCGCUUCAACUCGCUUACGACUCAGACUCUUCUCCUCCGAUGAAAACCCUCAUCCGGUUCCCAAAACCAAUGCUGCCCUUGAAGUCGAAGACGUCGACAACAAAGUGCUGAAGACGCAGAUCGAGAACUACUUCAACGGCGACGAUCAGGCACUUCCGUCUAUCAUGGAAGCGAUUCUGCAGAGGAAGUUGUCGGGGAAGCACGAGGAGACGGACGAUGAGUUAAUGGACGAACUCAGCAUGCAGCCCAUUGACGGCGUUGAGGACGAAGAAUUCGAGUCCGAUUUCGAAAAUAUGCACGAAACCGAUGAGGAGAUCGAUGAUUUAUACGAUGCUAGGGACGUGGUGAUGAAGAGGAUGGCUCAUGACGAGUAUUUCAACAUGGAUGAUAAAAAGUGGGACGACAUUGUUGAGGAAGGAGUAAAGCAUGGUUUUCUUAGGGAUACGAAGGAGUGCGAGGAGAUUCUCGAGGAUAUGCUUAGCUGGGACAAACUCCUCCCUGAUGAGAUAAAACAGAAGGUGGAAAUAAAAUUUAAUGAGUUUGGAGACAUGUGUGAAAGAGGGGAACUUGAACCUGAACAAGCUUAUGAGCAGUUUAAGAAGUUUGAGGAUGAGAUGGUUGCGGAAUACAUGAAGAUUAUGGAGAAAGAGGAGGUCCCGCGGUUUGAUGACACUGCUGUCCCAGACAAGAAAAAGGAUUUAGAUGAUCCCCCGGGGGAAGGUCCUAUUUUGAGGUGGCAAACUAGGGUAGUCUUUGCUCCUGGUGGCGAUGCUUGGCAUCCAAAAAACAGGAAAGUGAAACUAUCUGUUACUGUGAAGGAGCUUGGACUUUCAAAAUACCAAUUCCGCCGUCUCAGAGAAUUGGUUGGGAAACGUUACCAUCCUGGGAGAGAUGAGCUUACGAUAACUAGCGAGAGGUUUGAACAUCGAGAAGAAAACAGAAAGGACUGCUUAAGGACUCUUCUCUCCCUCAUUGAGGAGGCUGGGAAAGCUAAUAAACUAGUAGAUGAUGCCCGGUCUUCAUAUGUUAAGGAGAGACUCCGAGCCAAUCCAGCUUUCAUGGAGAGGCUGCAUGCCAAGUCCUUGAGAUUGCGAGAAUCUAAUCAGGUUCCUGCUUGAGGUUUCAAGCUCCAAAGUCUGAAUUUUUGAACUUGCACUCCCUUUAGUUUGUUGUUGCUCCCAGAUUUUAUUUUCUUUUAUGAUUAUUAUCUUUUUUUAUUUAUUUGUAUCAUGGUUUCUAGCUGCGGAAACAACCUCUCUGCAUAUAGGAUAAGCCUGCAUACAUCUGACCCUCCCAAGAGCCCACAAUGAUAGGAGACUCGUGCACUGGGCUGACCUUUAGUCAUAUCUUUCAUAUUUGGUGUUUAAUAUCGUGGAUGAAUUUUUGCCUUUAGCUAAUUGACUUUUACACAUAUUUUAGAGUUAUUUGUGUUUUCAACAAUAAUAUCAUUUAAUGUAUAUAACUGAUGGUCACUGGGAUACUGAUAAUGAAGAUUAAGGGACUACUUAU
Abrus precatorius (Indian licorice) is the source of this 1672-nucleotide messenger RNA. RefSeq lists its product as uncharacterized. The record is from RefSeq and is a predicted model, not a curated record. The transcript has 4 exons. The coding region runs from base 64 to 1281 and encodes 405 amino acids. Gene Ontology annotation, biological process: mitochondrial translation. Lineage: Eukaryota; Viridiplantae; Streptophyta; Magnoliopsida; Fabales; Fabaceae. Gene Ontology annotation, cellular component: mitochondrial small ribosomal subunit. Gene Ontology annotation, molecular function: structural constituent of ribosome.